Hyalella azteca is the source of this 4188-nucleotide messenger RNA. It is a transcript of the gene Stam, whose product is annotated as signal transducing adapter molecule 1. The record is from RefSeq and is a predicted model, not a curated record. The transcript has 12 exons. Gene Ontology annotation, cellular component: ESCRT-0 complex. NCBI's taxonomy places the organism in Eukaryota, Metazoa, Arthropoda, Malacostraca, Amphipoda, Hyalellidae. Gene Ontology annotation, biological process: protein transport to vacuole involved in ubiquitin-dependent protein catabolic process via the multivesicular body sorting pathway. Bases 102 to 1961 code for a protein of 619 amino acids. Gene Ontology annotation, molecular function: phosphatidylinositol binding; ubiquitin binding.
UCUAAAGAUUAAGAACUGUAUUUCAGUCAUUUGAGAAUGAGUAACGUAUGAGAUAUGGUUGUGGUUUGUGUUGCGCAGCAAAGCAGGUUUCUCGUUGAAUAAUGAUGGGUUUAUUUUCGGCUCCUGCAAAUAAGCUCGAACCUGAAAUAGAUCGUGCCACUAGUGAUGCAAACACGUCAGAAGACUGGGCUCUCAUACUAGAUAUUUGUGAUCGUGUAAAAGAAUACAAUGAUGGACCAAAAGAUUGUAUAAAAGCUAUUGCUAAGAAGUUAAACAGUGACCGUCCAAGAACUGCCCUGCAGGCCAUAGUUGUUUUAGAUGCAUGCAUCAAUAACUGCGGACGCAACUUCCACCUGGAAGUUGCCAGCCGGGAAUUUGAACAAGAGUUGCGAAAAAUCAUAACAAAUCAGCGAACUAAUCCAAAGGUAUCAGAGAAGCUUCGGCAGCAUUUACUGGCUUGGUCUGAAGGAGACUUCAAGAGUGACAGCCAACUGAGUCUCAUCCCAGAACUGGUCUCCAAGCUCCGCCAACAAGGAUAUGAAUUUUCUAAACCUGAAUCUCCAAGGAAAAAAGUUGAGUACAGCAAUGACCCGAAUGUUGUGAACAACAAGCAAGAAGAAGAUGACAUUGCUCAGGCCAUCCAGCUCUCUCUACAGACCGCCCCCAAGAGCAGCACCAAAACUCACUCUACUUCACUCUAUCCAAGUGAUCUAUCUUCUGAUUUGGCUCGGAGUUUUGACUCAAGCCUGACCCUGAGCGACACUAAGGGACGCACUGGCAACCCUCCUAGCACCAGCACCGCUGAUGCUGUCAAGAAAGCUCGAGCGCUCUACGACUUUGAGGCAGUUGAAGAUAAUGAACUCACAUUCCACGCUGGAGAACUAGUUGUUGUGUUAGAUGACAGUGAUCCAAACUGGUGGAAAGGCAGCAACCACCGCGGCGAAGGUCUCUUCCCUGGCAACUUUGUCACUCUCGAUAUUCAUGGCGAUGGAGAACAUCAGUCACCCGCUUCCCGAAGUGAGAAGCGGGUAUCAUUUUCUGAAUGCGUAGAGGUAACAGAAGUGGAAGAUGCUGAAGGUGAGCCUGCAGGAGACGAAGAUGCAGGGAAGGCACCAGGGGCACCGCCGUCCGGGGAGAUCGACGAGGACAAAAUGGACUACCUGUUGCACCUCCUGCACGAGGCUGACUCGACGGGAGAGCGACCUGACGACCCACAGCUUCCUGCCAUCGAAGAACAAGUGAACGCAAUGGCCCCCACUAUAGACGCUGAGUUAGAACGCAUAGACCGACGCCACAACGAACUUACAAGACUCAAUGCUGAUCUCAUGGCUGGACUCAACCUCUACCAUCAGCUCAUGCGGGAGAUGCCGGUGUCCAGCAUGGGAUACUACCCGCCGCCCUCCGUGUCUUCAGUUUACGGCCCACCCAUGCACCACCCAAUGUACCCCCCACAAACUAUCCCUGGGUACCCUCCCUACGGGAUGCCCGGGAUGAGCGGCACCCAACCUCCCCACGGCAUGCCUCCCAUGAGCAACGCACCUCACAUGCCUCCACCUCACGCGGCACCCUACGGAAUCAUGUCCAUGCCACAGGGCAUGGCACCUCCUCAAGGCCCUAUGAUGGGCGGUCCUUUACCCCCAAUGACCAACGGCGGUGGCGUCCACACGUCCAUGCCUGAGGGCGCAGAGACGCUCAACGGGCACAUGCCGCCUCACCAGCUCGGCGCCCCGCCUGCCUUGUAUGGCCAGCCUCCGUCUGGUCCUCCUGCUGCUGCCAGCAACGACACGACGAGUGAGGCGAGCCCCAGCACCGCAGGAGGACCAAUGCCGCCACACGUUCAGUAUCCAGGACCCGAGCACCUGCCUCAUUACCCUCCCUAUAUGGCCAGCCCCCACUACCCUCCCAUGCAGACCGGCCCUCCAGCCCCUCCAGCCUCAGCCUUCCAACAGCCUCUUCUAUAAUUGAUCCUUCACUGCACCUCAUUCCCCUGGCGACUUUCAUCACUCUUUUUCUGAACUUCAUUAUCUGGCGGCUCCAUGUGAUUCUGUCGUUGUCUGGCCCCGGUAAUACGAAUAUGAAAAACUAUAUUAGAACUAUUUUUGUCUGAAAAGAGCUAGAAAUGAUGAACGUGGGAUAUCGAAGAACUCUACAGCUGCGUACCCGUUAAAUGAUGCAACUGAUUAGCUUAGAUUAGCAGAAGAAUUGUCGCAACUUGGCACAUAAUCGUGUUGUAGACUCAUUGAUGAUUCUGUUUUUUUUUCAUAGUCUCAGUUGCAUUUUUUAAGUUCACGGAGCUGAAAUUAUUACGUACUAUUAUCAGUUUCUUCAAUGAGAUUGCUUAUAUAAUGUUUCAUUUGUAAUCGUUCGGAAACUGUGAUAAGGACAGGAUUUCCUCAUACCUUGAUAUCAUUAGCGUUUGUAGUGAGUGAUUUUUAUCCUUUAGUCCAUUAAACGUUUUUUUAAAUUUCAUAUUUCCCAUUGAGCUUUAACAUUUAUUUUUCUUUCCCACAUAAUAAUAGAUCGCAUUCGGUCCUCCGGAGACUCUUAUUUACGUACUUGUACUUUCCCGUAGGCUAUUUCUAUUUAGUUCCUCUAUGGAAGAGCAAAGAAUUUUGAUUUGGCGUUUCUUAUUAUCGUGAAUAACUUUUAGACGUUUUCGGUAACUUUUUGGAUACAAUAGAAACGGCUUGUUAUUAAAUUUGUGUAAACUCUCUUGCAAUUAAAUAGCUUGUAAUGCUUGCGUCUUGAAAUGUUUGCCUCAGCUUUUCAUCGUUUCCGUGCAGAAGGCCCAUUAUAAGUAACGGGAAUCAUUUCAGUUUCAUUCUUAAUUUCCACUAUUCUAUUUCGUUUACCGAGUCUUUUUACUACAACUAUUACUAAACAUGUCAAGGAUAAUAUAAUUUUUUUCUACAUACUGGACUGCGAAAUGUUUAGCCUGAAGACAGCUUAGUAACAGUUCCGCUUUUGUGUAGACACGAUUUGAUGAACAAACUUGAAGCUACACACGAAUGCAGUCACUCAAGCCUCGUUCUUUGAACAGAUGUUCUAUCUUGGCUUUGCAGUUAUGUUAUUUUAAUCAUGUCGCUCAUGUAUUAGUGAUGUAUUUCUUGCUAAUUGCGAAUUCCUCAUGUUUUUAUGGAUAUAAAAAUGAGUUUUCUGUUUAAUAUUUGUAGGCUAAAUCAUAGUAUUGUGAUGUAUCAGAAACCAGCAUAUUCUUAGUAGUAGUCUCUUGUAGGUGCAUUCAUUCAUUUCAGGUGGAUGCCUGAUUUAUUUACCCAACGUCGUGAAUUCUCCAGUUCACUCAUUUCAUGUAUUGAGCUAUCGGCCUGAACCUUUGGUGCAUUGUUAUUCCAUGCAAGAUGUUGAUUAGUAAGUUUGUUUUUCAUUACUAAUUUGCAAGGCUAUUUUUGACCGAUAAUGGCAUUGUCGGAACAGGACCUGCAUGAGAAUUGUACCAAAUUUAUUUUACAAUCCUUCUCAUCCUGAAGAUGCCAUGGAGCCCUAUGUUAUCCUGUCGCAAUCAAGUCUUGUACAGGAACGCCUGAAAGCCCAAAGCAUUACGGAACUGACCUUUUUCGUACGUGUAACUGCACUGGAGAUAACUGCUCGCUUUGCAGUUGUGAACCUCAAUCAUUUCUCUCUUCUUGCAUCUGGGUCAUAUGUGAAUAUUGUGCUCACUGAUUCUGGAAAUAGGAAAUGUAUAUAAUUGCUAUUCAUCUUCUGUGUCUGUCACCUAACUGGUGUCUAGGAAGCAAUAUUUUUCUCGGAAAUCUCCAUUUGAAUUUUGGAUGCUCUUGUUUCCUGGUUAAUUCUAAACUUUUUUUUUUAAACCUUGUGAAUGGUAAAAAUCAAUGGUGGGUCUGGUCUCCUUUUUUGUGAAUCUAUAAUAAAUAUUAUAUUCCCUAAUAAUUUUAUGUAAUCUAUAAUAGUACUUUAUCUGUAAUAUAAGCCUACUGCUGUAAGUAGUUAAUGUAUAAUAACAGCCUGCUAGCUGCUCAUUGUUUGUACCUAAUGAGCUCACCUAGACUGAAUGUCCUGCACCUUCGCACUUAGAGUGUGAGGCCCCCGAAUGUUAUUAUUACAUAACCUUUACAAUGAAUAGUGAAAGGUUGAUGUAUGCUGGUCUGUAAUCAUUUCUGUAGCUCGUAAGAUGUACUUAUACUCGCUUAACUUUUUUGGAUUUCGAGA